This is a messenger RNA of Colius striatus (speckled mousebird), 4825 nucleotides long. RefSeq names its product GDNF family receptor alpha 3 (gene GFRA3). The coding region runs from base 82 to 1350 and encodes 422 amino acids. The record is from RefSeq and is a predicted model, not a curated record. The transcript is spliced from 8 exons. Gene Ontology annotation, molecular function: signaling receptor activity. Lineage: Eukaryota; Metazoa; Chordata; Aves; Coliiformes; Coliidae. Gene Ontology annotation, biological process: nervous system development. Gene Ontology annotation, cellular component: signaling receptor complex; external side of plasma membrane.
CGCACGCCCGCGGGCUGCGCGCAGCAUGUGAGCUGCGGCCCCAGAGCUGGGAGCGACGGAACGCCGGCGCCGGGUGCCAGCAUGGGGCUCGCUCUGCUCCUGGGACUGCUCCUUUCCCGAGCCGGAGACCCCCUGGCUCUGCCACGGAGCGACUGCCUUGUGGCAGAACAGCUGUGCCUGUCAGACUCCAGCUGCAAUGCAACCUACAGAAUCCUGGAAAACUGUGCCCUGGCCAAGGCUCGCUCCCUUCCACUGGAUCAUAGUAGCAGGGUCAGGUGUCUGAACGCAGAACUAGACCUCGGAAACAGCUCCUUGCUGCACUGCAAGUGCCACCGGCGCAUGAAGAGACAGGAGCACUGUUUACGUGUUUUCUGGACCGUUCACUCUAGUGUGACAGAUGGUUAUUUCAAUUUGGAAACCUCUCCCUAUGAGAAUCCAGCAAAUGAAGAACACUGGAAAACAGAUUAUAAUAAACUGGCAGCUCUGUUGUCAGGCUCACAGAUAGCAGGAGAUAAAACAAAUCCGUGCCUGAAAGCAACUCACGUCUGUAAUCUGAGCAAAAAGUGUGUUCGCCUGCGCACCGACUACGCCUCUAUCUGCACCAGGGGAGCAGGAAGUGAGGACACAUGCGACCGCCGCAAAUGCCACAGAGGACUAAGGAAUUUCUUUGAGAAAGUCCCUGAGGAUUUCACCAAAAGGAUCCUAUUCUGUCCCUGUCAAGAUGAACUUUGUGGAGAACGACGCCGGAAAACUAUCGUUCCUGAUUGUUCCUUCCAAUAUAACACCAAACCAAAUUGCCUCUGGCUUCUGGACUCCUGCUUAGAAGACCAUAUCUGCAAAUCCCGACUGGCUGACUUCCAACAAAAUUGUCAACCUGCAGACAUGACUCCAGAUGGUUGCUCUCAACACAACCAUGCUGCAUGCCUGGAGGCUUACAUGGGGAUGAUAGGCACACCCAUGACACCCAACUAUGUCAGUAACUCCAGCGUGGAGGUAUCCCUGUGGUGUACGUGUGAGAGCAGCGGCAACCAGAAGGAGAAGUGUGACCAGAUACUUGGCAUGUUUGAGAGCAACAAAUGCCUUGAAAAUACCAUUUGGUCUCAAAUGAACCUGAAGCAGACAGCUCUAGAAAGACAGGAAGACUCGUUUUAUUCAUCUUCCCUAAGCUUCCAAGGAGACAGUGCCAGCACAUCUCUUGCUUCAGAGAUGUCCCAGGUGGCUGAAGGGAAGACACAGCGAGACAUCUCUGAACACAGCAGUAUGCCUAUGGCCUCCUCUGUGUAUUCUGGAGCCUCUAUUUGUUGGCCUUCUCUUUCUCCGUUCCUGCCCCUGUUGCUAAGCCCACGUUAACUUGGCAUAAAUGGCAUCUUUCCUUCCCAUAUUAUUAAAUAUUAUUCCACAUGCAGGCACUUACCCCUACUGAUUUAUCUUUGGGAAAAGGAAGGCUUCCAGAAAAGAGGAAUGGAACAGCCUUAACCCAGAAUGGCAGUCACUGAAAACCUCUGCUCAACCUGUACCCCGCAUUCCCUCAAGCAAUUUGCACUGAACUCUGCAGAUAUGGUGCCUGCCAUUGCUUCUGCCAUGUUAGCAUUAUGAGCAGCAAUUAGGCUAAUAUUCCACUGCAGUAUUUUAAAACAAAGGUCUGAGUUUUGUCAGAUCUUGUGCAGGGUAUGGUUUCUCACUGCAGGGAGGGACCUGACACAGCAUGCCCUACCACUCCACCUUUGGGAGCUCUUCCUCAGGCAUACAACUGUAGAAUGGUUUGGGUUGGAAGGGACCUUUAAAGGUCAUCUAGUCCACUCCCCCUACCAUGAGAGACAUUUUUUGCUAGAUCAGGUUGCACAAAGCUCCAUCCCAUCUGGCCUUGAAUACUUUCAGGGAGGGGGCAUCUGCAGCUUUUCUGGGAAACCUGUUCAGUGUCUCACCACGCAUACAAAAUUUCUUCCUUACACUCCAUCUAAAUCUACUCUCUUUCAGUUUAAAACCAUUGCCCCCUGUCCUGUUACAACAGGCACUGGUUAAAAGUUUCUCAUGAUCACCUUUAUACGUUGAAAGGCCACAAAAAGGUCUUCUCAGAGCCUCCUCUUUUCCAGGCUGAACACACCCAAAUAUCUUAGCCUUCCUUCAUAGGAGCCCUCUCAUCACAUUUUUGUGUCCCUCCUCUGGACCUCCUCAAACAGGUACAUGUCUGUCUUGUUCUGGGCACCCCCAGACAUGGGACUCCACACAGGGCAGCAUGGAGUAGAGGAGAGGAGGAAUACAUCUCUUGAUCUGCUGGCCAUGCUUUCUUUUAUGCACUCCAGUAUAUGAAAUGGUUUUCUGGGCUGCAAUGGACGUUACUGGCUCAUACCUAUUUUUACAUCCACUGGUAUCCACAGGUCCUUUUCUACAGGGCUAUUCUCAAUCCAUUCAUCACCCAGUCUGUACUGAUAUUAGGGAUUGUCACAGUCCAGGUGCAGGAUCUUGCACUUGGCCCUGUUGAAUUUCAUGAGGUUCAUGUGGGUCCACUCCUCAAGUCUGUCAAGGCAUAGAGUACUAUACCAUCCUAAAGACAAGAAAUCCAUGCUCCAGAGUGGGUUUCAGGUAAAGCUCAAUAAAUGUACACAUAAAAUCCCUGGUAAACACCAAUUUUGUAUUACUUUCAAUUCCCUUUUCAAAUCCAUUCUUAUAAGAAAAAUACCAUCCAAGAUCAAGGACACUAUGUUUUAUAUUCUUUUUCCUUUCUGUUUUGUACCUUGCAACACAGAUAUGUGUCAUCCAUUAUCAUGGCUAGCAACAGACUUGGGUUUUGUGGCUUUCUGUGCUCAACCCCAGUAAAUUCAGUCAUAUCUAGCAAAGGAUGACCUUCCCUGGCAUGAGGAAGAACCUUUUUAGUAAUGUGUAGAGAAUGUAUAUAGCUCACUGAAGCUGUAUUGACCACAAAACCCCUGGGACAUUCAGUUGCAACUGGAAGCUGCAACUACCUUCUCCCUCUCCACAUAUUCAAGUUGUCAAUAUCACUCUCCACACUGGCUGCCCAGUCUCUUUGUCCUCUGCCAAACUCAAUUUCAUGACCUGUUUAUUCUGAAUGUAAAUGUGUGCACUGUGUAACUGCUGUUAUUUUGUACUGCAUUUGCCUGUUAAAAUGUGGUGUUAAGUGAAUAUUGAUUUCCGAGCAUAGGUUAAUCGUCCACAAUCAAUUGUGUGCAUGAGUUGCCUCAUCAGCCAGCCUACGCUUUCAUGAUAGCUAGAAACUCAGCUCCUCUGUGCAUGCAUCGAGUGCCCAUUGCUCAUCCUAUGAGGUACAACAGCUCUGAACAGUAUUAUACACAGACAAACAGUAUUACAAUCCUUAACAGAUGCCAAACAGGUGGGUAUUUCCUUUUACCCCAUGCUUUAUCUGUUGUGAGGGAAGCAGCUGCUAGGUUGUAUGCUGUGGUUCCCGGUUACUAUCAGACACUUUCUUAUUACAGAAUCUUAUAUUGUCAUGUGUAUCAGAGUAACUGUCCUUCUGCAGUGGUAAUAUUUAUAUUUUAAAUUCCAGCCUGCUUCCUGGGCAGAUAGGACAAGGAAAUCACUGCAUGGAGCAGAACCAUCUCCUCUGGCACAAUGAAAGCAACAUCUUGUUUCUAUGCAGUAGGAACAAAUAUGUCUUCUUAAUAAACAGGAGCAUGAAUGCUGGUAUUUAUGAUUAUGCACUGAAAUAUAGGUAUUUGGAUCAAGACACAGCACUGUUUCCACAUGUUUGCUACCAUUCUUUAAUGGAAACAGAGCCCAUGGUACCAUAUUCUAAUAUCUAUGAGACUGUCCUCCACAUGGUGCAACAAGAAACAUUUGAAGACUCUUGACUGUAAUGUAAUAGUGUUUGUCAUUUCCAGAAUUUAAUGGAGUGUGUGAAGAAGAAAUUGUUUUUCUUUCCAGUAUUCCACAAAUUGGUGAGGAUAUGUGUGAGAAUAAUUGAGUAAAUUUCCCUGAGCUGUCUGUACCACACACAGAGUAUACUGCAUUUAUCUUCUACUUGCCUACUCUGUAAUCUUUCCUCUUUCCUUGCUUCAGUGCUCUAAGACAGGCUGAUAUGGAAAAGAUAUUAUCAUUUUGUUGAUCAUAUUCAGGGCACUGCAGACCUUUACCCCCUUACUGCUACCAAGAAGGUUAUUGCAAUUGCAGCUUUCUAUUGUGUCCUGGAUUACAUAGGAAAAUGUGGACAGCUCCUGCUCUAGACUGAAGUUAAAGCAAAACAUGUCAGUUUGGGUUUUUCUCCAAGUGUCCAAUGUCUCUUUUGCAUGGAUGUAUGCAGUUCUAGAUACAUGAUGUCCUCUUAGGCUUGUUGAUCAACAACUGCAAGCAAAAUUCACCUCUAAAUACACCUGCAUUCACAGGUAUUUACAUUGGUAUGAGUAUAAACUCCUUUUCAUUUAGACUUUUGUAGCACCUGUCUCCAAAUAUCAGUCAACUACACAGCAUACAUGCAUGGACAAGUAUAACUACUACUAGAAACAUGCCAAUAUCAGUAUCGGUUCAGUUUUGUUUGUACUACCAAUGUUCAAAGAUGGAUACAGUUACCUCUACCCACUCAGAACAGCUCUUACUUAACCAUACGACAGGACAAUUUACAAAAACCCCUCAGUUUCUAUUCUCCAGAACUGGAACUACAACAUCUGUGAGUAACUUUGGUCUAAAUAAGAAAAUAAUCUAAUAAACUUUCUCUGUCCCAACAGUCUUAACAUUGAGCUGCCAGCAAGUGUACACAAGGAUGGAACCUUCUAAUUGUUGUAAUGUAGAUUAUUUUUAAAAGUGUAAAAUAAUGCCAAAUAUCACUAAUAAAAUUUAUCUUGCAACUCUUGAA